UAAACCAGAUAGAGCCACGAUUGGCCGCAGGCUCCCAUUCCCGUUGUGACAUCUGUUGUGAAGUCACUGCUGCACGUGCAACGGCCGCCGAUGGCAUCGAUCGAGGGAGGCAGCCGAGAAGAAGGGCGUCUAGCCCAGGUCCUGGGGACGGGGCUACCGGCAGCCCUGCAGAGGAGACGCCUCAUGCGCUGGACAGCUCGCCGGCCCUCGUGAGGGAAACCAGACCUUCCUUAGGGACUGAUGAAGUUCCUCGCCUGUAGCCGCCGACGAGACUCCCUCUUGCCACCAUGCAGAAGCGGUCACCCCCGCCGGCGCUGAAACGACCCGCAAUUGGCAUCGAUUUGGGUACCACGAAAUCCUGCGUGGCGCUCUUUCGGGACGGCACGGUAGAAAUAAUCCGCGACGACCGGGGCGCCCGCGCCGUGCCCAGCUGCGUGGCUUUCACCGAGACCGGGAGGACGAUGGGAGAGGAGGCUAAGAACCGUGCGGCCCUCAACGCGCCGAACACCGUAUUCAGCGCCAAGCGCUUGAUUGGCCGCAGCUCCGAGGAUCCAGCUGUGCGGGCAGAGGUGGCCUUCUGGCCUUUCCAGGUCGUGAGAGCGAAGGAGAAGCCCCGGGUGCAAGUGUCUUACCAGGGCAAGAAGAAGGCUUUUUCCCCCGAGGAGAUCUCUGCCAUGGUGCUGGGCCACCUAAAGGAGAUGGCGGAGGCUUACGUGGGACAUCCCGUCACCCACGCCGUUAUCACGGUGCCGGCUCACUUCAACGACUCCCAGCGCCAGGCCACCAAAGACGCCGCAACCAUUGCUGGCCUCAACGCAGUGAGGAUCCUCAACGAGACGACAGCAGCUGCCCUGGCCUACGGCUUAGACAACCCUAGCAGCAAGGCACGCAACGGGCUCAUCUUCGACUUGGGUGGAGGAUCCUUCAGCGUCUCUGUUUUCACCAUGGAUGGGGGCAUCAUUGAGGUGAGGGCCACGGCGGGUGACACCUGCCUCGGCGGAGAUGAUUUCGAUAACCGCCUGGUGAGCUUCUUCGUAGAUGACUUCUUUCAAAAGCAUCGGGAGAACAUCGGCCAGGACAGGAGAGCUGUAUGGAGGCUCAGGACGGCCUGCGAGGCAGCCAAGCGCCUGCUGUCUUCCAACGGGAAAGCCAGCGUCCGCCUGGACGGCCUGUACGAAGGGAUCGACUUCCAUGCAGACAUCACCCGGGCCCAGUUUGAGGAGCUGUGUGCCGGCCUCUUCCAGAGGACUCUGGAGCUUGUAGACAGGGCGCUGCAGGAUGCAGGUCUAAGCCAAGCCCAGAUCCACGAUGUGAUCCUGGUCGGCGCCUCCACCCGCAUCCCCAAGAUCCAGCAGCUGCUCCAGGAUUUCUUUGCAGGCCGGCAGCUGAACAGAAGCCUUAAUCCUGAGGAAGCCGUGGUCUCUGGGGCAGCUGUCCAGGCUGCCAUCCUCAUGCAGGACAAGUCACAGGUCACCCGGAGCUUGCUUGCCUUGGAUAUAGCAUCCCUGUCCCUGGGGAUCGAGGCAGGCAUAGGGAAGAUGCACACCCUGAUCAAACGCCGCUCGGCCGUUCCCGUUGUGGUCACCCGGACCUUCACCACAUUUGACGACCACCAGCCUGACCUCAUCAUCCGAGCCUAUGAAGGGGAGGGGGCGACCACCGAGGAAAACCACCUCCUUGGCUCUUUCCUCUUGAAGGGCCUUUGCCCUGUCCCUCGCGGCAUGCUGUUGGUGGAGGUGACCUUCUACAUCAACGCGGAUGGCAUCCUGACAGUGUUCGCCCGGGACAAGGCUUCUAGCAACGCUAGCGCGAUCGCUGUUGAUGCCCGUAAGGGGCGGCUGAGCAGGGACGAGCUGCAGAAGCUAGCGGCGGACCAUGAGAAAUACCAAGCAGAAGACAGGGCGCAGAAGUGGAAGCUGGUCACCAAGAAUUACCUCCAGUCCUGCGUUUUCAGCGUGAAGCGAACCUCGGAAGACAUCCUGUGCUACCUCACCUUGCAAGCCAAGAAGAAGAUGGUGGAGAAGUGCCAGCAGGCUUUCUCCUGGCAGUCCAGCCAGAUGGCUGAAAAAGAGGAGGUCAGGGCCAAUGAAGAUGGUCUCGGGACCAUCAGUGUCGGGACCGAAGUCCCUCGGUAGUAGCGCAGCAAGGAUCAACAGGAAAAGGCCGAAUAAGUUUGUGGUCACCACUUGCAGCUGGACCGUCCAGUUUACCCAAACCACCACUG
This is a messenger RNA of Alligator sinensis (Chinese alligator), 2224 nucleotides long. RefSeq names its product heat shock 70 kDa protein 1A-like. Gene Ontology annotation, molecular function: ATP binding; misfolded protein binding; ATP-dependent protein folding chaperone. The record is from RefSeq and is a predicted model, not a curated record. Gene Ontology annotation, biological process: cellular response to unfolded protein; protein refolding. Gene Ontology annotation, cellular component: cytoplasm; vesicle; blood microparticle. Lineage: Eukaryota; Metazoa; Chordata; Crocodylia; Alligatoridae.